Molecule: messenger RNA, 1306 nt
Organism: Gloeophyllum trabeum ATCC 11539
Lineage: Eukaryota; Fungi; Basidiomycota; Agaricomycetes; Gloeophyllales; Gloeophyllaceae
Exons: 4
Coding region: 212-1306 (364 amino acids)
Source: RefSeq, a predicted model, not a curated record
GGGGGAUAUACACCGUAUAAAAACUGGAGAUACAUCGGACACCUCGGAUGGCAUCUCGGACAAUUAUUCGAAUGACAUCUCAGACGAGCAUUUGGAGGUUCUGAAGACUGCGGUCACCAACAAGCCACCGUACUGCAGUGGCGUCUGUACCUUAUCUCCAGAGAGCUUUGACCUGUACUACAGGAAGGAUGAAGAUGCCCGGUACAUAAAUAUGUCAGAGGGGUCCGAAGACAAACUACAGGCCCUUGCGGAAGCCUGUGUCCCUGCGACGUUCGGGAGGAAUCAAGUGGACGUCCUUGACGAGUCAUACCGGAAGGCAGGAAAGCUGGAUAUCACUCACUUCGCUACCAACGUCAAUCCGCAGCAGUCACCAUUGAUACGCAUCCUACGCUCUCAGCUAUUGGAAGGCGGAGACGCGGAAAAGGCGAUCAAGGUGCAGCUCUAUAAACUGAACACCUACGGAAAGGGGUCGUUCUUCAAGCCUCACCAGGACACGCCCAGAGCUGAGAAUAUGUUCGGGUCGCUGGUCAUUAUCUAUCCCAGCGCACAUGAGGGGGGCACACUCAUCUUUCGUCACAAGGGCGAGGAGUGGUCGUUCGACGCCGCGGAGGCUCUAGCCGGGAAGCCUCCGAAUUCCGUCGCGUAUGCUAUGUUUUACAGCGACGUGGAGCAUGAAGUCACUAUGGUGGACUCGGGAUACCGAGUGACUCUCACCUACAAUCUGUACUACGACGAUCUCCAAGCUGUGGUGCCCAUGCCUGUCUCUACUCUAUCCCAAGAGGAUCUCUUGAAGGAGACGUUCCAAAGGCUGCUCGAAGACACUACCUUCUUACCUGAAGGUGGUCGACUCGGAUUUGGUCUCCGGCACCAGUACCCCAUUGAUCCUUCGCGGCGAUCUCUUCGCAACAUAUUCGCCAUCCUCAAGGGCAGCGACGGCAUACUCAAGAGGGUCGCGGAGAAGCUCUCGCUCGAUGUGUCCCUCCGCGUCAUCUAUUGGGAAGAGGGAGAUGAGAAGAUGAUUAUGUCGGGACCGAAUGAAUUUGAGUACAUCUAUGAACAUGAAGGACCAGAAGAUAUGACUGCGCUGGAUGAAAUGGAUGGCACGAUGAUUCAGGAGGGGGAAAAUCGCGACUGGCGCAAGGUGCAGAAGGUGUACUGGGUGACCCCCUUCAAUGCGGUGCGUAAUCGCCACGAGCAGCCGCACGUAGCACACUUCGGGAAUGAGGCUAGCCUCUCGUAUGUCUACGGCGAUGUAGCGUUGCUAAUCCAAGUCGGGCCUUUCGGGAAGAGAGCUAGGACUGGCUAA